This is a messenger RNA of Lasiodiplodia theobromae, 2229 nucleotides long. RefSeq lists its product as uncharacterized. NCBI's taxonomy places the organism in Eukaryota, Fungi, Ascomycota, Dothideomycetes, Botryosphaeriales, Botryosphaeriaceae. The record is from RefSeq and is a predicted model, not a curated record. The transcript is spliced from 4 exons. The coding region runs from base 1 to 2229 and encodes 742 amino acids.
AUGGAUCGCACGUCGAGCGUCCCUUUGAGCACACUGAAGCCUGCAUACUCUCGCAUACCAAGUCUAGGCAACACCGAUGACAGUGUUUUCUCUGCUGCCUCUGGGUCUGCUAGACCCCAGUCUGAACACAACUCUCAUUCAUUUUUGCUGGAACAUGAUUCGGACGACAACGACGAUGCUCGGCCUCGUAAAUAUUUCCGAUUACCACAGGCUUGGCGCUUUGGAGCCACGCUCGCCUCCAUUACUGCGGCGUGCGUCCUCGUCGUGAACCUCGCUGUUGCCAUUUGGGCGUAUUUCAAAUCGGGCAAGCAAAGUAAUGGCCACGUCUACGAAGGCGCAUGUGAAGACGUUGAUAUGGCAAGUAUCGGCAUCCAUCUUCUCAUAAACGUCCUAAGUACACUUCUCCUUGGCGGCAGCCAGUACAUCAUGCAAUGCCUAUGCGCACCGACCCGCAGGGAGAUCAAUCUAGCUCAUGGCAAAGGCGUGUGGCUUGACAUCGGCCAGCCAAGCCUGCGGAAUCUCCGAUUUAUUCGUCGGUGGAAGCUAGCUGUGUGGGUAGCUCUGGUUCUAUCUUCAUUACCACUCCAUUUGUUCUACAACUCCGUCUUCUAUUCCUCUCUUGCGCAUAAUGACUACGACAUUUAUUUCGCCUCUGAAAAAUACCUAGACGGCGCUGCAUAUAACACUUCAAAAUUCCCUUCUCCUGGAACGGAGAAAUACGAGCGCUGGGACUGUUUUGAUGUUGGAGACGGCCCAAUGUGCGAUCCGGCCCCAUGGCUCACUGAUCCCAAAAGUGUGCAGAAGGAUGCGCUCCAAUGGGACCGUCUGGAGAAUGAAGAGUGCAUCAGUGCUUAUGCGCAAGAGUUCCUCGCCGGACGCCGCAACCUGGUGCUCAUCGUUGAUGACCUCGACAAUACCACUUCAUCCCUGUACGAGCUUGAGAGGUAUCAGCUAAUGAACGACUAUUACGAGACCAUCAAUCCCGAGCCUUACUACUGGAUUUGCUCUCAUUAUUACGGAUACUGGAAAGAGGAUUACCCACCUUGCAGUAACACAGUAGGCAGUGUUGAGUCUGACGCGUCGAACUGGGCCGUUUAUGGUUAUCGCAUACGCUAUUGCCAAAGCGAGAAGGUGGAACAAAAGUGCAGGCUGAACUUCAAUCUCCCCGUCCUUGGCAUUGUCAUCGUUUUCAAUGCUGUCAAGCUUGGUUGCAUGGCAUUUGUCGCCUACAGAAUGCAUGACAGGCCCAUGAUCACGCUGGGAGAUGCUGUUUCGUCCUUCCUCCGAUUACCCGACGCCACCACAAAGGGGAUGUGUUUGGCCACGCGGGCCCACUUCCAACGUUGCCGGGAUUGGUCGCAAGAAAUCGAAACACCCAUGACGUACCGACGCCAGAAGAUGCGCUGGAUGAGGACGGCGAGCAACCAACACUGGCUUAUCACAGUGUCCCUUUUCAUACUCGCGCUCGCCACUAUUCUCGGCCUUCUCGGCUACUCGAUACCCCAUUUGAAAACAAGCUAUGGGCAUUCUGGCAUCUCGUCCCUCUGGAGCCUUGGUGUCGGCAAAACUCGAUCAGAGACGAUGAUCGAAGGAUGGGCAAUUCCAACGCGCGGAGAGUCGGCGGUAAUAUCCGCAAUCUUGGUGGCCAACUCACCUCAGCUCAUCCUCUCGUUGAUCUACGUCUUCUUCAACGGCCUCUGCACCCGAAUGCUCCUAGCGCGGGAAUGGUCCAGCUUUGCGCGGCACCGGAAAGCCUUGCGCGUCUCGAGUCCGCGCGGCGAGCAGAGGAGCACGUACUUCCUGCAGCUCCCUUACCGAUACGGAGUGCCGCUGAUGAUUUACUCGACGGUCCUGCACUGGCUCGUUUCGCAGAGCAUCUUCCUUGCGAGGGUCGAGACCUGGGACAGCGCCGGAGCCUACGCCGGGCGGGAGAGCGUCACGACGUGCGGCUACUCGCCCAUGGGCAUCAUACUAACGGCGAUCGUCGCGGCCUGCCUCGUUCUGACCGGGUUCGGCAUGGGUCUCCGGCAUCUGGACUCGGACAUGCCAAUUGCCGGCGGCUGCAGUGCGGCCAUCUCUGCGGCUUGUCACCCCCCAGACGAAAUUUCCGAAAAGCUGCCGUUGCAAUGGGGGGCAUUGCCGGCAGACGAAACCUCCGGCGUUAUUGGGCACUGUUCUUUCUCCAGUGGCGACGUGGAAGAGCCUGUGCCGGGGAACUUGUAUGCUUAA